This is a messenger RNA of Nycticebus coucang (slow loris), 2892 nucleotides long. It is a transcript of the gene PSTK, whose product is annotated as phosphoseryl-tRNA kinase. The transcript has 6 exons. The record is from RefSeq and is a predicted model, not a curated record. NCBI's taxonomy places the organism in Eukaryota, Metazoa, Chordata, Mammalia, Primates, Lorisidae. Gene Ontology annotation, molecular function: kinase activity; tRNA binding. The coding region runs from base 1519 to 2415 and encodes 298 amino acids.
GUACUCUUAAUAACACUAAGUUUUGCACAUACACUUUCUAAUAAUAAAACUAAUUGGCAGCUAAUGAUUUAUAUGCUAAGAGUACAAACUAUACAAAGCAACCACAAAAACUUAUUCAGCCGUUUGUCUGAGAAAACAGGUGCACCCUUUAACUGAGAUGCACAUUAACUUAUCUUGCUUUCCACUCCCAAGGUCCCUUUCAGGAAAUUUCAGUCUGGCUCCUGUAGGAGUUGGGAGGGUCUUAAAGGAACAUCCCUUCAUAUGGACUCUGAGAAAGCUUCUUCAAACAUAAGUCAGUGGCACUCGAAGUUACACUGAGGUUACACAUAUUUCCCAAACCUAUACAAUGUGCAACACCAAGAGUGAACCCCAAUGUAAACUAUGGCCUUUGGGUGAUAAUGAUGUGUUAAUGUAGGUUCAUCAGUUAUAAUGACAGCAGGGCAGGGAGAAAGGGUAUAUGAGAACUCCACUUUGUGCUCAGUUUUGCUGGGAACCAACUAAAUCUGCUCUAAAACAGUCUACUAAAAAACAGACAAAACAAAAAUAACCAUGUAAAAAGAAAAGAAAAAAAGGUUGCCUGCAGAGUUUAAAUAGGUUGCAGGUGUGGAGGAUGAGGGAUAAAACACAAUGGUAAAUUAAGGACCGGGACCUUGUCCCAGACCAAUAAUGACAGAUGUGUAUGUCAUGAAAUAAAGAGUAAAUUAACUCAACGCUCUUCACUGUCAAUCCGAAAGAAAAAGAGAUUAUGUGUAUGUGCUUUGUCUAAUACAUCAUAUCAGGCUUAGGAGGUUAUAUGUCGUAUUUUGACCCACUAUACAUCCAUUGUCCUCACGUGUUCAUAUUCUGAAUACACUGAGUAAAAAGUAAUCAUCUCCUAAGUAAGGUGAAAACUAGAAUCUAAAUUAAACUGUUUUACAUCACACACCCACGCAAAAAUUGUCUUGCAUUUAUACCUCUUCAUACCUUAGUAUUACUUUUUUUAAAACUGUUUUGCCCUGAUUUCCUUACACUUGCUGCCAACUGGUGGCGUUAGGACGCAGUAACUAAUUUCACCAUUCACAUCUAGGAAGGACAGAAUGGCGUGGUGUUCGGACUGUGAGCUUCGCAUAUUAUUCUUUGAGUUCCAGUAAUUUACCUUCCAAAGACUGCUAGAGGAAAAGGCUUAAAGUCUCUUCUAAGAUUUCUCUGGGCCGUUAAUACCUCAUCGCAGCAAAACCUAAGAGCAAAUUCUAAUGGACCACAAGUUUCUAGCAGGAGGAAUGUCUAUGAGAUAGGAAACAAAGAGCCACUGUCUCCCCAGACUCCAGAUCUAGCCUCACCGACCGCUGGACUCCAGCGGCUCGGAGUACCACUGGAGCAACCUCGGAAACAGCUGGGACUGUGCGCAUUCGAUCCCCGGCUAUUCCUCGCUGAGGCACCAGGUGGCGCAGCAGGGCAGCGGGAGACAAUGCGCUUGCGCGACUGACGGGCAGUGCCGGGAGACAGCGUUUCCAGGUUCCUUUGGUUUCCGCGGGCGGCAUGAAGACCGCAGAUGGCGCCAGAGCAACUGGCAACGAGGGGCCACGGAAGCUGGCUCUCUGCGUCCUCUGCGGCCUGCCUGCUGCAGGAAAGUCGACCUUCGCGCGCGCGCUCGUCCACCGACUGCGGCAGGAACAGGCCUGGGCCGUCGGCGUCGUCGCGUAUGAUGACGUCAUGCCCGAUGCGUUCCUCGACGAAGCGAGAGCGCGGCCGCCGCCAUUCCAGUGGAAAGUGCUUAGACUGGAACUGUUAAAGUACCUGGAAUACUUCUUAAUGGCUGUCAUUAAUGGAUGUCAGAUGUCAGCCCCACCCAACAGGACUGAAGCCAUGUGGGAAGAUUUUAUAACCUGCUUAAAGGAACAAGAUCUGAUAUUUUCUGCAGAGUCUGAGGCCCAGUCUUCCUACAUCAUAAUGAAAACUGCUGUUUCUAGACCUUUGCUUUUGAUUUUAGAUGACAACUUUUAUUAUCAAAGUAUGAGAUACGAAGUCUACCAGCUGGCUCGGAAAUAUUCGUUAGGCUUUUGCCAACUCUUUUUAGAUUGUCCUCUGGAGACCUGUUUACAAAGGAAUGGCCAGAGACCACGGGCACUGCCUGCAGAGACCAUCCACCUGAUGCAAAGAAAGAUAGAAAAGCCCAACCCUGAGAAAAAUGCUUGGGAACACAACAGCCUCACAAUUCAGAGUCCAGCAUGUGCUUCAGAGGCCAGCCUGGAGGUGACUGAUUUGUUGCAUAUUGCCUUGGAAAAUCCAGUCAAAUAUGUUGAGGACAAUAUGGAACAAAAGGAAACAGACAGAAUCAUUUGUUCAACUAACAUUCUUCAUAAAGUGGAUCAGACACUCCGAAGAAUUGUGUCUCAGACGAUGAAGGAAGCAAAAGUUUUACAAAUGGAGAAAUAGAAGUGUAAAGAAGAUCAAGCAAUUUGCCUAAGGCUACUGAACACGGGGUGUUCAGAGUUAAGUCUGAUUCCACCUGCGCUUUCCAUCGUGCUCCCAGGUACCACCAGCACGUAUAUUACCUUUAUAGAAGCCCAGAACAUUGAAAAGGAAACAAACUAAUCCUAUUGUGGUUUUUAUCUUUUUUUUAAAUUUCUGCCUUUCGUGAAAAUAACUGUUUUCAAAUUUUUUUUAGGCCAUGACCCCUAAUGAGAUUUUUAUGUUGUAACCCAGUACCUGAACUCACAUGUGUGGAAGCAAAAGCUCCACAGAACACCCUCACAUAUUUAAUGAACUCUGUGUUCUAAAGGAUGUCAUUUUAGACAAACAAUGGUUGCCACAAAAAAUGGAUCACAAAACAAACUUUGAAAAACUGAGGACUGCAACAGAAAUGGCAGCAUAAUUAGAAUUCAGACAAAAGUAGUUCCAGGGGCUCUUGCU